GGCAAAUGCCGGGAAGCAACCAGUCUCUGUUUCCUUCUUUAACUGUUUUAUAUAUAUACACACAAAGCAAUGGCCAUUUCUUCUCUCUCCGUCUUUCACCAUAAUCGUACUUUCUCCUUUGCUCUUUAGGUAUAGUGACUGGUGAUUGUAGUGCAGAGUUGAUAAUGGCAGCGUUUGUCUCAAUGGAUGAUUUCUUGAAAAACUGUGAGCAAUCUGGUGAUGCUGCAUACGCUGCGUUCAGGUCAUUGUUGGAGCGGUUGGAGGAUUCGAAGACUCGAAAGGAGGCCCGAAUCUUCCUUUCGGAUCUCCAUAAGCGUGUUGGCGACUCCGAUCAGUGUCUCCAGAAAUACCAUUUUCGGAUCCAAGAUAUCUUCUUGGACCAAUUCGAAGGUUAUCAGGGGAGAAAGAAAUUGACAAUGAUGGUUAUCCCAAGCAUUUUUAUGCCUGAAGACUGGUCCUUCACUUUUUAUGAGGGACUGAAUAGACAUCCUGAGUCAAUCUUCAAGGACAGAACAGUCGCUGAGCUUGGUUGUGGAAAUGGAUGGAUAUCCAUUGCGCUUGCGGACAAGUGGUUGCCUUCAAAGGUGUAUGGCCUUGAUAUUAACCCUAGAGCAAUAAAGAUUUCCUGGAUCAAUUUGUAUUUAAAUGCUUUGGAUGAAAAUGGUCAACCCAUCUAUGAUGCAGAGAAGAAAACUUUACUGGAGAGGGUGGAAUUUCAUGAAUCUGAUCUACUUGCUUAUUGUAGAGAUAAUGACAUUCAACUUGAACGAAUUGUUGGGUGCAUACCACAGAUUCUUAACCCAAAUCCAGAUGCAAUGUCUAAAAUGAUUACUGAAAAUGCUAGUGAAGAAUUUCUGCAUUCAUUGAGCAACUACUGUGCACUUCAGGGCUUUGUUGAGGAUCAGUUUGGCUUAGGUCUAAUUGCCAGGGCUGUUGAGGAAGGAAUAGCUGUCAUCAAGCCUAUGGGGAUUAUGAUUUUUAACAUGGGUGGCCGUCCAGGACAAGCUGUUUGUAAACGUUUGUUUGAACGCCGUGGAUUUCAUGUUAGCAAGCUUUGGCAGACUAAAGUUAUUCAGGCUGGUGACACAGAUAUAUCAGCCCUAGUUGAAAUUGAGAAGAACAGUCCGCACCGGUUUGAGUUUUUCAUGGGUCUUUCUGGAGAUCAGCCGAUUUGUGCUCGAACAGCAUGGGCUUAUGGGAAGGCUGGUGGUCGCAUUGCUCAUGCUUUAUCAGUUUACAGUUGUCAACUUCGCCAACCAAACCAGGUUAAAAAAAUUUUCGAGUUUCUUAAGAAUGGCUUCCAGGAGGUCAGCAGUUCUUUAGAUUUGUCUUUUGUGGAUGAUUCUGUUGCUGAUGAGAAGAUUCCAUACCUCGCUUAUCUUGCUGGUGAAUUGAAAGAACAGUCAUGUUUCCCUUAUGAGUCACCAGCUGGAAGCAAACGAUUUCGCAAUCUAAUUGCAGGCUUUAUGAAAACGUAUCACCAUGUUCCACUCAGUUCCAAUAAUGUCGUCAUAUUUCCUUCAAGAGCUGUUGCAAUUGAAAAUACUCUUCGAUUGUUCUCACCUCGUCUUGCAAUUGUUGAUGAACAUCUGACUCGACACUUACCUCGGCAAUGGUUAACUUCGUUAGCAAUUGAGGGUACAGAAAAUUAUGACCCUUCAAAGGAUACAAUCACAGUUAUUGAAGCACCAAGACAGUCUGAUUUAAUGGUAGAGCUGAUAAAGAAGCUCAAACCACAGGUGGUGGUCACUGGGAUGGCUCAAUUUGAGGCUGUAACUAGUUCAGCAUUUAUUCAACUUUUGGAUAUUACUAGAGAAAUUGGAUCUCGUCUUUUCUUAGACAUAUCUGAUCACCUUGAGCUAUCCAGCCUUCCGAGUCCCAAUGGAGUCCUAAAAUAUCUUUCAGGAGCUCGUCUACCUUCACAUGCUGCAAUCCUUUGUGGCCUCGUAAAGAACCAGGUUUAUUCAGAUUUAGAAGUUGCUUUCGUCGUUUCAGAAGAAGAGGCCAUUUUUAAGGCCUUGUCCAAGACAGUCGAAGUACUAGAAGGAAAUACUGCACCUAUCAGGCAGUUUUAUUAUGGCUGUCUUUUUCAUGAGCUUCUGGCAUUUCAGCUUGCAGACCGACGUCCACUUGCAGAGAGAGAAUGUGAAAAGGCCAAAUCAGUUGAGGCAAUUGGGUUUUCAAGUUCCGCUAUUUCAGUCCUCAAUGAUUCUGAGUUGUCAAUUACUGAGGAAGAAAAAUCUUCCUUGAUUCACAUGGAUGCAGAUCAAUCCUUCUUGCCUAUUCCAUCUACUGUAAAAGCAGCAAUCUUCGAAAGUUUUGCAAGGCAGAACAUGGCUGAAUCAGAAGUCGAUGUUACCCCUAGCAUCAAGCAAUUCAUUAAGAGCAAUUAUGGGUUCCAUACUGACAACAACACAGAGUUUGUCUAUGCAGACUUCUCACAAGCCCUGCUUAAUAGACUGAUCCUCUGCUGCAUCCAAGAAGGAGGAACAUUUUGCUUCCCAGCUGGCUCAAAUGGGAACUAUGUGUCUGCUGCCAAGUUUUUAAAAGCAAACAUUUUGAGUAUCCCAACUGACUCUGCAUCAGGUUUCAAGCUGACAGACAAGCUACUCAAUGAAGCGCUUAAUACUGUAAAUAAGCCAUGGGUGUAUAUUUCUGGUCCAACAAUUAACCCUACUGGCUUGUUGUACAACAAUAAAGAGAUGGAGAGCAUAUUGACUACUUGUGCAAAAUUUGGGGCACGAGUUGUCAUUGAUACUUCAUUCUCAGGAUUGGAAUUUGAUCUGGAAGGUUGGGGUGGUUGGAAUUUAGAGGCAACAUUAUCAAAGUUGAAUGCCUCUGCCAACCCUUCUUUUUCUGUGUCUUUGCUUGGAGGACUUUCUCUUAAGCUUCUAAGUGGAGUACUCAAAUUUGGGUUUUUGGUUUUAAACAAUCCCACUUUAGUGGAUGCAUUUUAUAGCUUUCCAGGAUUAAGCAAACCUCAUAGCACUGUUAAAUAUGCUAUAAAGAAGUUGUUGGGCUUGGAUGAGAGUAAGGCAAGAGACCUUACAGAUGAUGUUGCAGAACAAACAAGAAAUUUGAAAUCCAGAUCCCAGCGCAUGAAAGAGACACUAGAGAAAUGCGGGUGGGAAGUGCUUGAACCCUGUGGUGGUGUUUCUAUGAUGGCAAAGCCUGCUGCCUACCUGAACAAGGUCAUUAAAAUCAAGCAUUCCCCAGAAGAUGGUGCUGGAAAUGCUGCUCCAUAUGAAAUCAAGCUCAAUGACUCAAAUAUUAGGGAUGCUAUAGUGAAGUCAACAGGUUUAUGCAUCAACAGUGGCUUAUGGACUGGAAUUCCCAGCUACUGCCGCUUCACAAUUGCUUUGGAAGAAAAUGAUUUCGAGCGAGCAUUGAAUUGCAUAAUUAAAUUUAAGGAUCUCAUUAGUAACUAAAUGAUCUAUAACAUUCAAGUUUAUCGGUGCAGUGUUUCCACAGUUUAGACGUCUGUGAAAUAAUGCAGAUCUGCAACCCAACUCACAGAACUCCAGCAAUUUAUACAAGCCAAACAACAUCAACUGAGGUUUUUCUUUUAUCCUUAUUAAAUCAUACCGACCCAUGUUUCUAAUUUUGUUGGGUCUCAGUUUAUUUUUGUAUGAACUCUCAAAAUGGAUUAUAAUGAAAUCUUGUUCAUUCUGAUUUC
Molecule: messenger RNA, 3676 nt
Organism: Jatropha curcas
Lineage: Eukaryota; Viridiplantae; Streptophyta; Magnoliopsida; Malpighiales; Euphorbiaceae
Gene: MMT
Product: methionine S-methyltransferase
Biological process (GO): biosynthetic process
Molecular function (GO): pyridoxal phosphate binding; methyltransferase activity
Source: RefSeq, a predicted model, not a curated record